Babesia microti strain RI is the source of this 741-nucleotide messenger RNA. RefSeq lists its product as hypothetical. Bases 1 to 741 code for a protein of 246 amino acids. The record is from RefSeq and is a predicted model, not a curated record. The transcript is spliced from 6 exons. Lineage: Eukaryota; Apicomplexa; Aconoidasida; Piroplasmida; Babesiidae.
AUGCUUAUUCAUUCAUUACGGUUAUUGGUGUUGGUGUUUGUGGUUAUUAAAUUUGGAUGGACGCGGUGUGAAGACUAUUUAGUGAUCCCCAAUACCCAGAAGUUUUGUAAAGGCGAUAGAAUUUUAUCAGCAUCAGAGAACAGGGGUGAAACUGAGGCACGAAAGGCCUGCGACAGACUUUGUGACUGUAACCUGAUCUCAGCCUCAUUUGGGUCUGACGCAUCGGAUAGUUCUGUGGACUAUCACUUUUCUUGGUUGUGCAGCGAGGACUUCACCAACUUGGAGCACUCCAUAGGCUGGACUACACUUGUAAAGGCGGAUUUAUUGCGCAAGCACGCGGGCGGGUUAAACUUACUGUUGAAUAUAACAACCGACUGUGAUAUUGCGGAUGAAACACCAAUUUACGAUGCCGGUGUACUGGCGAACGUAGCCAAAGAGUGUUCUAGCGACCCGGAUUGUUACUUGUUGCUAUCGAACACCGCUAGCAUAAAAAGGUGCAGGGGUAAACUAGGCAAGAACGUGACACCAUCCCCAGGGAAUUUUGUACUAUAUAAAAAUGCGCCGAACGAGUGGCCGAUUAGAGAAGCAUAUUCAUACACUCGGGUACCUUACUCGCACUCCUAUCUGCACGGCCCACUAACCCCAGACCAUUUUUUCAACAAUUUGUCGCAAGGCACCCUGGUUAGGGCGAGACGGAUCGGAAGCCGACAAGGAAGUGACUCUAGUGCCAACCAUGCCUAA